UCUAAGUUUUUACCUGGGAGCAAAAGUGAUGCAAGCGUUUCUGGUGAGACCAAUCCUUGGUUUAGGGUGGGGAGGAGCUGCAUAACAGGCCAUCUGCAGACUCCUGAAGACAGCAGAGACGCUGAGAAAGGGCUUUCCUUACACAUCGUAUGCAGGCUGUUGGAAGGACUAAAGCAGCAGCUCCCUUGGAUCCGUUCACCAGGGAGAGCAGAAACAAUGACUUGGCUCCUUUUCAGAACCACAGGGGCUCUGGCCAUUUUGAUGGUGGUCCUAUUGGUUCAUGGAGAAUUGAGAAUAGAGACAAAAGGACAACACGGAGAAUAUGAGACAGCAGUACAACAAGCCAAAAGGAGAUAUAAACGUGAAUGGGUGAAGUUUGCAAAACCUUGCAGAGAAGGAGAAGACAACUCCAAAAGAAAUCCAAUUGCCAAAAUUACUUCAGACUUCCAAGCAACCCAGAAAAUUACCUACCGCAUCUCUGGAAUAGGAAUUGAUCAGCCCCCUUUUGGAAUCUUUGUUGUUGACAGAAACACUGGAGAAAUUAACAUAACAGCCAUAGUGGAUCGUGAGGAAACUCCAAGCUUCCAGAUCACGUGUCACGCUCUCAAUGCCCAAGGACAAGAUGUAGAGAGACCACUUAUAUUAACAGUCAAAAUUUUAGAUAUCAAUGACAACGCUCCAGUGUUUUCACAGAGUGUAUUCAUGGGUGAAAUCGAAGAAAACAGUGCUGCGAACUCACUGGUGAUGAUACUAAAUGCCACAGAUGCAGAUGAACCAAACCACCUGAACUCUAAAAUCGCCUUCAAAAUCGUCUCUCAGGAACCUGCAAGCACACCCAUGUUCCUCCUGAGCAGACACACGGGGGAAGUCCGUACUCUGACCAAUUCACUCGAUCGAGAGCAAGUUAGCAGCUAUCGUCUGGUUGUGAGUGGUGCAGACAAAGAUGGAGAAGGACUAUCAACUCAAUGUGAAUGCAGUAUUAAAGUGAAAGAUGUGAAUGAUAAUUUCCCAAGGUUCAGAGAAUCACAGUAUUCAGCGCGUAUUGAGGAAAAUACUUUAAGUUCCGACUUGCUUCGAUUUCAAGUAAUAGAUUUGGAUGAAGAGUUCACAGAUAACUGGCUUGCGGUGUAUUUCUUUACCUCUGGAAAUGAAGGGGGUUGGUUUGAAAUACAAACUGAUCCCAGAACUAACGAAGGCAUCCUGAAGGUGGUUAAGGCCCUAGAUUACGAACAACUGCAAAACGUGCAACUUGGUAUUGCCGUCAGAAACAAAGCCGUAUUUCACAAAUCAGUAAUCUCCCAAUACCGAGUCCAGUCAACCCCACUCACAAUUCAAGUAGUAAACGUGAGAGAAGGAAUUACAUUCCGUCCUGCUUCCAAGACGUUCACUGUCCAAAAAGGCAUAAGUAUUAGAAAACUGGUCAAUUAUAUCCUGGGAACAUAUCAGGCCAUUGACGAAGACACUAACAAAGCUGCCACAUCCGUCAGAUAUGCCUUGGGACGUAACGAUGGUGGUUUGCUAAUUAUUGAUUCAAAAACUGCUCAAAUCAAAUUUGCCAAAAACAUCGACCGGGAUGCUACAUUCAUUGUCAACAAGACAAUCACAGCUGAGGUUCUGGCCAUAGAUGAAAGCACGGGUAAAACUUCUACAGGCACCGUAUACGUUAGAGUACCUGAUUUUAAUGAAGACUGUCCAAACAUUGUCCUGGAAAAGGAAGCCAUCUGCAGUGUGUCCCCUUCCGUGGUCGUCUCGGCUAGAGUGCUGGAGCGGGAUAAAUACUCGGGCCCCUACACGUUCUCCCUUGAGGAGCAGCCUCUCAAACUGCCGGUGGUGUGGGGCAUCACAACGCUGAACGCUACCUCUGCGCUCCUAAGAGCCCCGCAGCAGGUGUCUCCUGGCGUGUACAGAAUCUCCCUCGUGGUCACGGAUGGUCAGGGCAGGCGGUGCGAGACACCGGAGAGCUUGACUCUGGAAGUCUGUCAGUGUGACAACAGGAACACCUGUAGCAGAACUGUGACUCCAACCAAAGCCCCCUGGAUCAGACGGGAUCAGUCGUCCUGGAGGCUGGGGCCUGCCGCCAUCGGCCUGCUCCUCCUGGGUCUUCUGAUGCUGCUGUUGGCCCCUCUUCUGCUGCUGACUUGUGACUGUGGGACGGGUCCUAUCAGCGGCGUGACUGGUGGAUUUAUCCCAGUGCCUGAUGGUUCAGAAGGAACAAUUCAUCGGUGGGGAAUCGAAGGAGCCCAACCUGAAGACAAGGAAAUCACAAAUAUCUGUGUGCCACCCAUAACUGCCAAUGGAGUCGAUGUCAUGGAAAACUCUGAAGUCUGUACAAAUAUGUAUGCUGGAGGGACAGUGGUAGAAGGAGCUUCGGGAAUGGAACUGACCACCAAGCUUGGAGCAGCUGCAGGAUCUGGAGCCACUGCGGGACUUGGAGCAGCCGGUGGACUGGGUGUGUAUUCUGCCGGACUGUCCGGAACGAUGCGAACAAGGCACUCCACCGGAGGAACCAACAAGGACUACGGCGAAGGGGCCGUCAACAUGAACUUCCUGGACUCCUACUUCUCCCAGAAAGCAUUUGCCUGUGCAGACGACGACGAUGGCCAGGAAGCAAAUGACUGCUUGCUGAUCUAUGAUAACGAAGGAGCUGGGGCCCCCGGUUCUCCUAUCGGCUCCCUGGGUUGUUGCAGUUUUAUUGCCGAUGAGCUGGAUGACAGCUUCUUGGACUCACUCGGCCCCAAAUUUAAAAAGCUUGCAGAGAUAAGCCUCGGGGUGGAUGACGAAGCCAAAAUAUCUCAGCCAGCCACCAAAGACAGCAGUGCUGGGAUUGGAUCCUGUGGCCAAUCUGUAGAGGUCCAGCAGUCAGAAUCUGUUAGGUACCAGGCUGUGUCAGGCAGCCAGGGAGCUUCCGCUUUGUCCGCCUCGGGUUCCAUCCUCCAACCAGCCAUUUCCAUCCCUGACCCUCUGCAGCAAGGCGGUAGCUAUUUGGUGACGGAAACUUACUCAGCUUCCGGUUCCCUCGUGCAACCCUCCACUGCAGUCUUUGAUCCACUUCUCACACAAAAUGUAAUAGUGACGGAAAGAGUGAUUUGUCCCAUUUCCAGUGUUCCUGGCAACCUGCACGGUCCAACAGAGCUACGAGCGUCCUGUAAUAAGAUCUGUACAGAAGAUCCUUGCUCCCGUCUGAUAUGACCAAAAUGAACUGGAAUAACAUACUGGCCAAAUUUGGAUAUUUGAACCAAAUUAUUCAAAACAGCACAGCAAAUCUCACAGUAUUGGCCUAAUUUGGAACUUACUUGCUAAUGUAACCUCAUGAUCACAGUCUAAAUUUUCUAGUUCGUGCUGUCACUCAAACUGGAAGUGUUGUCACUCUUACCUCUCAGAUACUAUUCAAGUCACAGUAAAUCACAGUGUUUUUCAAGAAGUCUUAAGAUCUCAUUCAGUGGGAAAAUUCCCUAACAAUUUUUAAAUUUCAAAUGCAAUGUGUUUUAGUGGAUUAAGUGCUUGGAGGCAAAAGCCCCGGUUCUUGCCUCUCUCAUCUUU
Molecule: messenger RNA, 3540 nt
Organism: Camelus dromedarius (Arabian camel)
Lineage: Eukaryota; Metazoa; Chordata; Mammalia; Artiodactyla; Camelidae
Gene: DSG3
Product: desmoglein 3
Exons: 16
Coding region: 217-3189 (990 amino acids)
Biological process (GO): homophilic cell-cell adhesion
Cellular component (GO): desmosome; plasma membrane
Molecular function (GO): calcium ion binding
Source: RefSeq, a predicted model, not a curated record